Molecule: messenger RNA, 484 nt
Organism: Penaeus vannamei (Pacific white shrimp)
Lineage: Eukaryota; Metazoa; Arthropoda; Malacostraca; Decapoda; Penaeidae
Gene: ND-B14.5A
Product: NADH dehydrogenase (ubiquinone) B14.5 A subunit
Biological process (GO): ATP synthesis coupled electron transport; mitochondrial electron transport, NADH to ubiquinone
Cellular component (GO): mitochondrial inner membrane
Source: RefSeq, a predicted model, not a curated record
UCAGCUGUGGAGGAUUGUUCAGCCGACGGAGAGAGAGAGAGAGGAACAUAAUGCCACCGAAAGUCAAUCCGAGGGAUGUUUCCCCUUUCCUUCGCUCAGUUCGCAAGUUUUUGUUAGGGCGUGAGCAUACAAGUGCCCUGCGUCACCCAGAUGGAAUGGUUUGCCGUAGUCAGCCUCCUCCCAAUCUGCCCCCUGGUGUCAGUCAUAAGUUGUCUGCCAAUUAUUACUACACACGAGAUGGUCGGCGUGAUGUUGUCCCAGCCCAGACUGUGGCAGUGAAUUCCUCCACUGCUCCAACACGCCUUAUUUCUGCUGGUGCAGAAAGUGAAGCUGCAGUUGCUGUAGCUGUAAAGACACCAAAAACCCCAGGCAGUAACUACAACUACGAUAGUGGCUAUAACUAAAACAGCAUUUUUUCAUUGAUGCCAUGGAUGUUGAUGUACAGAUAUAUGAUUGUAAAUUAUGAAUAAAUAGCUUUCUAGGA